Diabrotica virgifera virgifera (western corn rootworm) is the source of this 711-nucleotide messenger RNA. RefSeq lists its product as uncharacterized. The transcript is spliced from 2 exons. The record is from RefSeq and is a predicted model, not a curated record. The coding region runs from base 1 to 711 and encodes 236 amino acids. NCBI's taxonomy places the organism in Eukaryota, Metazoa, Arthropoda, Insecta, Coleoptera, Chrysomelidae.
AUGGCGGACUACGUUUUGUCAAAGCGAAACAAGCGAAAACUUGUUCACGAAAGCCACAUUUACGUUUUUUCCAAAAAAACAAAAAAUGAAGAUCAUGAAAUAUGGGUGUGCGAACAUCGAUCAAGCUGCAAGGGACGAGUAUGGACCGACGGAGAUGGUCAAGUUGUGAAAAUCGUUACGCAUCAUAAUCAUGCAGCACAAGCUGCUAGGCCAGCAGCUGCUCGUUUGGUUGCGACGGCAAAGGAGCGUUGCACGACGACACAGGAGACACCACAACAGAUUAUUGGAAACGUCAUCUCAGCAGCUCACGCCGAUGUUGCUGCAAUUCUGCCAAAAAAAGAGUCAUUGAAGAAAAUUAUCCGUAGAGCCAGAGGAGAUGAAGGAGUACCUGCACUUCCAAGAAAUAUCCAAGAAUUGGUGAUUCCUCAAGCGUUUAGUGAAAUUGUGAUUGAUGGCGAAGGGCAGCAGUUUCUCAUGUAUGAUUCGAUGGAUCAACUUGUGUCAGGAAGAAUGCUAAUCUUCUCAACUAGAAACAACCUUCAUCUUUUAGCGCAAAGUCACGAAUGGUUUGCAGAUGGAACAUUCAGUACUGCACCAGCUAUGUUUCAACAAGUUUAUACAAUCCACGCCACCAAAAGCAAUGCCGUGGUACCGCUAGUAUACGCUCUCUUACCAAAUAAAACAAGAGCUACACAAACAACACAAUUGUAA